Molecule: messenger RNA, 489 nt
Organism: Lactuca virosa
Lineage: Eukaryota; Viridiplantae; Streptophyta; Magnoliopsida; Asterales; Asteraceae
Source: the annotation of a GenBank genome assembly
AUGAAAAUUUCACCAAUUGGUAAAGAUCAAGAAUCAAGAUCUUUCCCUGAUCAUAACACAUCAUCUUUUUUUGAUUCUAAAUUUGAACCUUCUUCUAGUAUUGGUACCCUAUCUGGCCCUGAGUUUCUUUGGGGUAGUCCAACUACUUAUUCUGACCACCAAAGUAAUUCUUGGCAUGCAUCUCUGGUGGGCCCGUUUAGUCCUAGUCAGCAUGAUGCAUUCUUUGGACCACCACAUCAUCUUGUAGGCUCUGCACUAGUUGGCAUACCUCUUGACAUGUCAGAGAGAUCAUUCAUGAGUCCAGUCAUGCAUAAUGGAAGCCAUAUGGGUUCUUUUGGUAAAGGACAAAUGAUGUUUAGUAAUGGUUCUUAUCAAGGAAGGGGAGGAUUGAAUGAUGGAUUAAUGGUGGGGAAUCGAACUCAACGAGUUGAUUGCAGUGUGAAUCAAAUAGGGAAUGAGAAAAGAGUGUUCUUAUGUGCUGAACUUUAA